Messenger RNA from Capronia epimyces CBS 606.96, 249 nucleotides. RefSeq lists its product as uncharacterized. Gene Ontology annotation, cellular component: endoplasmic reticulum. Bases 64 to 249 code for a protein of 61 amino acids. NCBI's taxonomy places the organism in Eukaryota, Fungi, Ascomycota, Eurotiomycetes, Chaetothyriales, Herpotrichiellaceae. The record is from RefSeq and is a predicted model, not a curated record. The transcript is spliced from 2 exons.
CAGGUGCAAACCCCGGCCCAGAGGCGCGCCAACGAAAAGCAUGCCAAAAACGUCGAGAAGCGAAUGGGCAAGCCCGAAUCCGCCUACAAGAAGCCAGAACCCAAGAGAUCUCCCGUCGGGGCGGUCGCGGUCGGCCUUCUCAUCUUCGUCGUCGUCGCUCCACUUCUGAUUGAGCAACUUCGUCUACUCCCGGCAGUCUGGACGUUCCUCACGGAUCUUUUGGCCAGGAUAGGCUUGUUGUCCAAAUGA